This is a messenger RNA of Carlito syrichta (Philippine tarsier), 1157 nucleotides long. It is a transcript of the gene POLR1F, whose product is annotated as TWIST neighbor. The record is from RefSeq and is a predicted model, not a curated record. Lineage: Eukaryota; Metazoa; Chordata; Mammalia; Primates; Tarsiidae. Gene Ontology annotation, cellular component: RNA polymerase I complex. The coding region runs from base 59 to 1078 and encodes 339 amino acids. The transcript is spliced from 4 exons. Gene Ontology annotation, biological process: DNA-templated transcription; DNA-templated transcription initiation.
GGGGAAACGCGGUUGGUUUGCGUCAGUGGUACGCGCCUUGGGAAAGCUGACAUGCAGCAUGGCUGCGGGUGGCUCAGAGGCCCCUUGGCCGAAGGCGGCUUCGGAUGGGCCCCUCGUAGGAACAGCUGGCGUCCUACCGUGCCUGGAACUGCCAACCUAUGCUGCUGCUUGUGCGCUGGUGAAUAGCCGCUACUCCUGCCUGGUCCCCGGGCCGCACCGAAGGCACAUCGCGCUUUCGCCUCGCUACCUCAACAGGAAACGCACCGGCAUUCGAGAGCAGCUCGAUGCGGAGCUCCUACGCUAUUCGGAGAGUCUUUUAGGUGUCCCCAUUGCAUAUGAUAACAUCAAAGUUGUGGGUGAACUGGGAGAUAUUUAUGAUGACCAAGGACACAUUCAUCUUAACAUUGAAGCAGAUUUUGUUAUUUUCUGCCCUGAACCAGGGCAGAAGCUUAUGGGUACAGUUAAUAAAGUGUCUUCUAGCCACAUCGGCUGUUUAGUACAUGGGUGUUUUAAUGCCUCCAUUCCAAAACCUGAGCAGUUGUCAGCUGAGCAGUGGCAAACCCUGGAGAUAAACUUGGGUGAUGAACUAGAAUUUGAAGUAUUUCGUUUAGAUUCAGAUGCUGCUGGAGUAUUCUGCAUUCGCGGAAAACUAAAUAUCACUAGUUUAAAAUUUAAGUGCCCUGAAGUUCCUGCAGAAACAACAGAUACCUGUGCUGAAGAAGCUGUAGAAAAACCUCCAAAGAAGAAAAAGAAGAAGAAGAAAGACCCAGAAAUAUGUGAAGUGGACGAUGGUGCCACAAAACUAGCAGAUUUUACAGAUGAUACCCCAAAGAAAGAAUCAGACCUGCAGAAUACUAAUAAUGUGAGUGGCCUCUGGGAGGACGAACCGAAGAAGAAGAAGAAGAAGAAAAAGAAAAAGCACCAGGAAGAUCAGGACCAGGACCCUGUUUUCCAAGGCAGUGACUCCAGUGGUUACCAAAGUGACCAUAAAAAGAAAAAAAAGAAAAGAAAACACAAUGAAGAGGCUGAAUUUUCCCCAAUUUUGGAAUGCUCACCAAAAAAGAAAACAGAAAAGUAAUUAUCUUUAGUGCAUUUUAAAGAUGAUUCAGUUUUUAAAAAAUUGAAUUACAUUCAAUAAAUUUAUAAGCAUUUUUAAA